Messenger RNA from Ooceraea biroi (clonal raider ant), 2947 nucleotides. Its product is annotated as putative odorant receptor 83c. Gene Ontology annotation, molecular function: odorant binding; olfactory receptor activity. The record is from RefSeq and is a predicted model, not a curated record. Lineage: Eukaryota; Metazoa; Arthropoda; Insecta; Hymenoptera; Formicidae. Gene Ontology annotation, cellular component: plasma membrane. Gene Ontology annotation, biological process: sensory perception of smell; detection of chemical stimulus involved in sensory perception of smell.
UGUCUUGAAAUAUAUGUAUCUUUAAAUAUUUAAUAUUUUUUAUAUUUUUAAUAUUUAAAUUUUAAAGUGUGAUAAAGCUUAAGUAAAGAUGAAGGUUAAAUAAUACGCGAUCAAGAAUGAUUUCUUCUUCAUCCAAAAAUUUUCAAUAUUGCCUUUACACAUAUAUGCAGAGCGCUAUGACAGUUACAAUAAAUACCAUAAUUCUGAGAAAAAUUAUGUAGUAAUUAUAACAUAUAUGAAAAGAUUCAAAUUGAUAUAUGAAAAUGUUUAAUGUAGGAACACUUUUAAUGUACUGUACAUAAAGCGCCCGCAAAAAAUAGGAUAAAUAAUAUCGAAACAUAUUUUGAAACAAAUAUUUUCUUUUGUAAAAGUGUUUUUCUUUUAUGCAGUCACACAUUAGAUCACUACAAAGAGCAUAAUAAAUAUUUUGGCAUUUUACUAAACAAAUUUUCCUUUAAAGUAUAAUAUUGUAUAUGCACGAAAACACUUUUUGGCACAUCAUAUUGUAUACGGAACCACAAAUAGAACAAGCACUGUUAAAAUAUCAGCCAAAAUAAACGCUUUUUGUAAAAAUGAUUACUUAUAUCCAGAGUCUAUAAGCAAUACAUGUGCGGCGUCCAAAAUCGAUCAGUCCUUAUAUCUGGGAAUUAACACGUGUAUGUACACGCGUGGUAUUUCACUUACAUGAUCGUUCGCUUGUUAGCACGCAGUUCUUUUAUGACCAUUUCAAACAACUGAGCGAAAAAAGUUACUGAAAUAUUUAAUACACUUUGAUGAUACGUUUGCCCUUAAGUUUUGAAAAACUUUAUUACGCCGACAUUCUAUACAUGGUAGAUUUUUUUUCUUUAACUGCUAGAAAAUUGGCACGAACAAAAAGAAUGAACAAUAGUCGUUAGAUAAUAUUCGAUAUGGAUAGUUCGAAAAGCGGGUAUCGAGAUCUCGAAUGGGCAAUAAAACUAAAUCGUAUCAGUUUGGAGGUACUUGGAUUAUGGCCUAAAGUUGAGGAAGUUCCUCGGGAAAAAUUAAAGCGCAAUUUGCACGUUCUCGCCAUUUUGCUACUAUUUGUGUUCGGUGUUCUGUUUCCUUGUAUUCAUUCCCUAAUAAAGACUCAUGAAGACAUCAUGAUAGUAAUAGAACAUCUGCAAGGUAUCUUACCGAUGAUUACCUGCGUUAUAAGAAUAAUAAUUUUUUGGUGGAAGAAAGAAGACAUAAUACCGCUAAUAAGCAUGAUCACCGAAGAUUGGUUAAAAUCGAGAAAUGUACGCGAGAGAAACGUGAUGAUUACAUGGACACAGAGGUUACGUAUGAUUGUUCUCGCCUCAUACAUUUUAACAGGAGUAGCUUUUGUUUCUGUCAUUCUUCUACCUAUGUUUGGAGUGUCAUUAACAUACGGAGUGAAUAUUAAUAAUACAGAAAAAAGGUUCCCCCUCAGAGUUUAUUACUUUUUCGAUGUAACAUCAAGACCACAAUACGAACUUACAUAUAUUAGUCUUUCCAUCGGCCUUUUUUUCGCUGCCGUUACAUACACGGGUAUCGAUAAUUUCCUCGGACUAUUAGUAUUUCACACUUGCAGCCAAUUGGAUAUUCUGAGUACUCGCUUCAUGUAUUUGAAUAAAUUCGUGAAGUUUCAUAAUGGCUUGAAGAAUUGCGUGAUGAAUCAUACACGAUUGCUUAGAGGCAUUGCCAUUAUAGAGGAUACAUAUAAUAAGAUGUUACUGGCAUUAUUUUUAUAUUUUAGCAUUCUCUUUGCUUUCUAUGGAUUCUUAAUAAUUAAUUUAGUUGAGGAAAGAAAUUCUGUAUCAAUUACUCAUGUAACAUCUCUCAUUUGCGUUGUUUUUGUUAUAUUUGUUCAUAUGGGUCUCUAUUGCGCUGUUGGUGAAAUUUUAGUUAUCCAAUGCGAUAGAAUGUACUACGCAAUAUGCAGCCAGGAAUGGUACACCCUGGAGUCAAAAAAAGCCAGAAAUUUAAUUUUUUUAUUGAUCCAAACUAAGAUACCGUGUUAUAUUACUGUUGGAAAGAUAUUUCCCAUGACAAUGGCUACAUUUUGCAGUUUAAUAAAAACUUCGACUGGUUAUGUAUCGGUUUUGUUUACGACUAGAAACAAUUAAUCAAAAAUUUGUUAAUUAUUGAAAUGUAGAUUCAGAAUUAAUACUUAAUCUGAUCCAGGCUGUUGCUUCAACAUCAUUAUUGCGAUGAAUUGUGCACAAAAUUCGCAUAAUUUUAUUAAUUUCCAUUAAGAAAGUACUAAAAGUGCAUAGAAAGUAAGUGAAUAAACUUGGAGUAAAAUAAGUAAAUUAAAAUAAUGUGAUCAUUAAAAAUGCGGAAACCUAUAUAUAAAAUUUUUCAAAGAAUAAAAUAUCUUCAAAUAUAUGUAUUUCGUUAAAGUGUAUAAAAUACGUAAGGAUAUGCGUUUUUUGGAUGUGCGGCUUAAGUAUUAAGAUUCUUAAUUAUCAAUUAUUUAAUGUUGAAGAGGAGAGAGCUUAUUAAUAAGUAAAUGCAAUCCAUACAAAACUUAUCUUUUUAAAAAAAGUACAAAAGGAUGUCAAGUGCGUUUCGUCAAAACUUGUUUUGUAUUAAAAAACAAUGUUAUAUUAUAUUUUUUCUAUAAAACCAAUCAUCGCAUGCACUUGGCGUCUUUUUUAUUUUGAAAAGGUAAGUUUUGCACGAAUUUAAUAUUUGUCGAGUAAAUAUUAUCAAGUAUAGAGAAAAAAGAAUUUAUUGCACUUAAAAUUUUUUGCAUUUGCAUCCAACUGCAAACUUAAUCUUAAUUAUUUCCAGCGACUAUAGUCGCCCGUAGUUUGUGAACAGCGUUCCGCGACGAGCGACUAUAAUCGCCCGUAGUGAAAGGGUUAAGAUAAUCACAUUGUUUCUAGAAUUUGUUUAAGUAAUUAUUCAACAUAUGGUUAAUAUGUUUCUAAAAGAAGAAUAUUAAACAGAUAAAGAAAAA